This is a messenger RNA of Perca fluviatilis (European perch), 930 nucleotides long. RefSeq lists its product as uncharacterized. The transcript is spliced from 2 exons. Bases 85 to 774 code for a protein of 229 amino acids. The record is from RefSeq and is a predicted model, not a curated record. Lineage: Eukaryota; Metazoa; Chordata; Actinopteri; Perciformes; Percidae.
UGAACAUUUCAGCAGCAAUUUGACAGUAUAAGAAGUGCAAAUACAAGAUCACAUCAGAGUGCGUGGAAAUCAUUUAAAGUCAGAAUGUUCCGAGGAGUCUGUUUGGGACUUUUUUAUAUAGUGCUGGUCUUCCUCCUGCUGUGCUCAGUCACAGGCUUGCACCUGAUGGAUCACCGUAGAGAUGCAGAGGAUGACCAGGAGCGCAACAAAGCCAUUUUGGAAAUGCUUCAUAUCAAUAAAGUGUCUGCGAGCCAUCAGGCUAAGCCACAUCCGUACAUGAGGGGGAUCUAUCAGCGUUUGGACUCACUGGAGGCCCAAGACUUUGGGAGUUCAGAUGGAAUGCUGGUGCAGAGUUUUCGUAGUGUUGUUGGUCCUCCAGGAUGGAUCUGGUUCAAUGUCAGCGGCCUGAACCCCUCCAUGCUGGGUGCAGAGCUGGUUCUGUUCAGGAAAACCCUGCACCCGCGUCCCAUCAGUGUGACUGUUACCCUGCACAGUGUCACAGCUUCACAGGGAGCUCUGAAGGAAAGGCCUGCCCUCGAGGAGAGACUGCUGACCCUGGACCAGCGCUCCUCAUCUGGAUAUGAUGUGUUUGACGUGUCAGCUGUUCUGCCUGUGAAGCCUCUGGAGGUGGUGGGCUUUCAGCUGCGUUAUACAGACGAGAGUGGGAGUCUGGUCCUUCAUGAAGCCCUGACACAGACUCUUUACUGUCUGAACAGAGGCUCACUGAGUGAACCCUUACUGGUGCUUUACCAGUCACAUCCUCUCCACAUCUAACUCUGUGAUAAUAUGUGAUCUGUGAUUGAUAUGGUCGAUAUUAUGCAGAAUGUUUCAGCACAAAAUUGGCAAGGGGGUGAUGACAUAAUAUAUUCACGCCAAGGUUUAAAGGUCCAACGUGUUUAGUUGUUCAUUAUCAAAAUAUAAUAUACGCCC